Molecule: messenger RNA, 3942 nt
Organism: Durotheca rogersii
Lineage: Eukaryota; Fungi; Ascomycota; Sordariomycetes; Xylariales; Xylariaceae
Exons: 3
Coding region: 156-3872 (1238 amino acids)
Biological process (GO): silent mating-type cassette heterochromatin formation; regulation of transcription by RNA polymerase II; rDNA heterochromatin formation
Molecular function (GO): zinc ion binding
Source: RefSeq, a predicted model, not a curated record
UGUCACAUCGGUUAUAACGCACUCUCGCGAAUCAGAUCCGAAAACACCGCCCUUUUCAUUUCCUUUCAAUUGUUAUCAGAUAUCCCUGCCGACUACCCAGUCGGCUGCAUGCGAAAUUCCCUUUUUUGCGGCCUUGCCCCUUCGUGACUGCGGACAUGGCCAGUAACGACAAUGCCUCCUGGGGCGCCAACCCCGCUGGAGGUGACGAGUAUGGUAUACAGAUGAGACCCAUGGGGCUGAAGGUCCAUUAUACAUUCGACCGAGAAGGCCAAGAGCGCUGCCUCGCACGAUGGCCUCAGAUACUUCAUGUUCGGACGAUCCCGAUGGACGAGCAAAAUACGAUUGGUGUUGUCGAAUUGAAGACUUGUCUCCAAGCUGUUGUCGAUUGCAGCCCGGAGCUAGUUGGCCAUCCCGAGCAGGACUAUACGGUGUAUGCCGUCGAUUACUCUGAACCUGAUAUUCCCCUGGUCGGCCAGGGGAUGCUCUCCCGAGCCAUUGACGAGCCAGCUGGCUCUCCCGAUCAGGCCAAGGUUGUCAUCGGACGCGUCACGAAGAAUUUGCUGGCCAUUUUCGGCAAUGGUAUAAAGGAGACCCUCGAGGUCAAACUGAAGCUCACCGCCGUUCCCAGGAUUGCCCGAAGCAUUCCGGCGCCCCCUGCGAAUACUACCCCAGAGUCCACCUUGAUUCGGCGAGCGUCGGCAACGCCGGCUCCAUCAGAGAAUUCGGAGUGGAAUUCCUUUCGUCAAUCGACCUCGAGCCUCGGUCAGUCUGCGGGGACCAAUGUUGCCUCUUCUCAUCUCGUGCCCAUCGCUCCGGAGCCUGUCAAGCCCUUCAACUCAAACUAUGAGGCCCGAAGCGACGUGGCCGCAUCAAGCAGCCGGGGGCCGCAGCUGGCGCCUAGAAGCCGUCCUUCUUCUGUUGGCCCGGGUGCAGGCGAGCCACACCACUCGGCUCCACCUCCAGACCUGAGUGUUCCCGAGAAGCAACCUGUGGCUGCUGAGGAACAGGCUGUGGCGCCAGCUCCCAACCGAACGGGAAAACCCCAAUCCAGACCCGGUUCGCGAGCGUCCAACCGCGCCCCCUCAGGACGACCUAGGGGUCGGCCGCGUAAGCGGCCUCUCCCAGUCGAAGGCAGCACAUCUGGCUACGAAGACGGCACUGAUGCAGACGACGGACCGCCACGAAGCAGGAAGAGGGCAUCCACGACGAAAGUAGAACGCAGUAACACCGCUGUAUUUGGCUCGGCGCCCGACUCUCUUCGAGUCGCUGCGAGCACUUCAGGAUCUCUCCGAAACUUCCGUCCGAUCAGCAUCGCAGGGGACGCGCCUGUAGGCAAUCCCGGCUCAGAAAUCCCCAGAGCUCCUACGCCAAUUCCCGACUCGCGUUUUUCUGGCUUUCAUGCGCGUCCUAUAGCCCCGAGCAACCUGAAUCGCGAAUUAAACGGGGCUAUGGGGCCAGACGGCUCUUUUGCCUCGUCCUACUUGGAGCUUAGCCGAUCGGCAUCUUUCGGCCAAGAUACUCGAUCUCCUGCAGAUUCCGCCGCGCGGUCGCCUUCUCGGGCCUAUACUGACGAACCCAGUCCCGCUGAUAUCGGGUCGUCUCCCCCGGUCCCGCGAACUACAUUGUAUAGUAUCCAAUCUAGUCCGGCUCCUUCAAGCCCGAUCUUACCUCCGUUACCGAUACCGAUACCCCAACCCGAUUCUGGAUUCAUGAGCGGAGGAUUGGAAGAAGAGACUGCUAAUAAGGCGCCCGCUGAUGCGACGUCGCAGGCGAUUGCCGACCCGAAGUCGAAACCGAAGCCUCGUCGCAGUCGCGCAAAGAAGACAGUACCGGCCAAGGCUCAGCAAGAUCUGGUCAUACACACGGAAACGCCUGGUCCACCCGAGCUGCUUCCUCAGACUUCGUUGUACAACCCACCUCAUUUUAACCGAAAGAAUGGAGAGAACAACAAGGCUCCAGCAGUGUCUGGACCUCCAAGUCUGCCAGCGGCGGGUCAGAUGCAGUCAGGGGCUACAGAGCUAGGCCCUGUCGACAGCCAGUCCCCUGAGAAUUCAUUGUCGCAGGAGGAGGCAGGCGUCCAAGGCAACAUUACAACCGCGGAGACGGCAUUCACAGAGGAUCUCAUGAACAAUCUGCACCAGCAAAAUCCGGGCCCCCUUUAUCCCGGCAAUCCCUCCUUUACUACCCCGGCAGCGGAUGAUUCGCCGCGAUGUGACGAGGUGCAGCCAGUUGUGGAGCAGACGAGCACCCAGACGGAACCACCAUCACUCCCCAAGCUAGAUCAAGCCCCCCCGGCACAGCCAGAGCUGCCGACAAUACCAGCAAGUGACCCUGUUCUUCCGCAGCUAACUCUCCCGAUGCCUCUAUCCGAGCCACCAUACCCGCAAACCGAUGCUAUUGAAACCAUGGACGAGAAGUCAAACAAGAACUACGUCAAAAAGCAGACGAUUAAGCAGAAAUUGGACGAUGCCAUAAACAUGGGUCAAAUGCCAUCGUACUGCCGAAAUUGCGCUGCUCUUCAAACGCCCACGUGGCGAAAGAUAUGGAGGCAAGAGCACAAAGGUGUCCCGACAUAUCACGAAUACUCGGAGAAGCCUGGCCAUGUCACCGCGAUCAAGAUUCUCCAGCGAGACGAAGAAGGAACACCGAAGCUGUACGAAGUCCUCAAGAAAUCUCUGGGGCCGAACGAUAGCAAGAGCGAUUGGGAAGAGGUGUUGCUCUGUAACCCAUGCGGGAUUUGGUUUAGUAAAUUCAAGGACCAUAGGCCGGCGGAGAAGUGGGAAAAGGACGAGCAAAGGCUAUCCCAAACGCGCAAGAAGCGAGCCAACGGAGCUGGUCUACCCCGUUCCAAGAAAGCCCGAGCAAAGGGUGAUGCCCAGACCAACUUGACAUCAGAAGCUUGUUUGCCGACGGACCCUGCCGGACCGCCGGAUGGAUCACUGUCGCCGAAGGAGUCCAUAGCGAAGCCGACUAGCCAAGUACAGCAACUCGGCGUUGCCGUCGACGAGGACGCGGGCAAGGGAUGCGAGAAGACCGACUUGGGCGCUAAUUUCCAGGGCUUGACGCGCUCUCGGGGAUCUACCCACUCUAGAGGAAGUGGUACCCCCGGUAGUCCCAUCGCGAUCGAUGACGACCUAGACGGCAUUCGACGGCUCCUUUUCCCCUCUCCACGAAAGGCUGGCGAGCAGAGAAUUCUGGGAGAUGUGGCCGUCAAUAUCGUGCAGACAUCUCCCGGAUUUCAGAGCACCAAAGAAGGACAGCACGCGUGGGAUAAGGAAAAUGGAAGCUCGGCAGCUUUUGGACAAGACAUGAUAGAUGACGACGAGUCCGCUAGCAUAUUUGGCACUCCUAUCAGACCCUCUACGCCUCCCCCGAAGAUGGGCAGCGGUGGUCCUUUCAAGACCCCGACGCAUCCCACACCCAGCCAUCGACCCAUCACUAGAAGUGUGACGCGAUCCAUGCGCUCGGGCGGGCCAAUCACGUCCCCGAGCCAGCUUCUGAUAGAUCAGACUCCGACUAGAGCGACCGCGAAGACGCCUCGGUCGAGCGCGGCUAAGCGCCACUCGCCGGACGACGUCCUCCCCUCCCAGCUGUUCGGAGACCAGCUUCCUGACACGCCGCUGACCAGGUCCCUGAGCCAGAUGCUGUCGGCGACGGGGCAGUACCCUAUGCCGACGUCGCCGCGAGGUUUCGGGCUGGACCUGAGCCACCUACCGAUCGUCGGCGGCGACCACUUUGACUUUGACUUCCUCGAUGACAACGCGAUGCCGUCUAGUCCGCCCUCUGCCCUACACGGCCGAGGCGACACCCUGAGUUUUGGCCACUCCUUCGCAUACGACGACGAGACGAGCGUGAACCCCGGACACCUAUAAAACAUCUACACGCGGACUGUCUCCAUUAGGAGUAUACGCCUCGGGUGAGGUUAUAAGCCCCCUUCUUUUU